Leptopilina heterotoma is the source of this 2042-nucleotide messenger RNA. RefSeq names its product POU domain, class 6, transcription factor 2 (gene pdm3). Gene Ontology annotation, biological process: regulation of transcription by RNA polymerase II. Lineage: Eukaryota; Metazoa; Arthropoda; Insecta; Hymenoptera; Figitidae. Gene Ontology annotation, molecular function: DNA-binding transcription factor activity, RNA polymerase II-specific; RNA polymerase II cis-regulatory region sequence-specific DNA binding. The record is from RefSeq and is a predicted model, not a curated record. The transcript is spliced from 11 exons. The coding region runs from base 1 to 1785 and encodes 594 amino acids.
AUGGAGCAGGAUGAGGAACAAGUUGCAAUGCAACGAGACGAGGAAGAAGAAGAUGAAGAACAAGAAGGAGAGAGUGACAGAAGUAGCAAUGGAAGUCCGGAACCAGCAUCCGUCACUUUACAUGAACAUCAGAUGAUUUUGGAGUCACUAAAGUCUCGAAAAAGACGACGAAGUCCUUCCCCUGAAAAUUUGGAACAUGUGAAACGUGCGGCUCAAGCUCAUCUAAAUGGCACAAUGGCUGACAUGGCGACAUUGCAAAAUUUCCAAAAUUUGGUUAAUUUACAAAAUUUACCUCAAGUCGCAUCAUUGGCGGCUGGUCUUCAAGGAAUGGCAAGAUUAACAAAUAAUCAAUUAAUUAAUACUCCAUUGAAUCUCACUGUCAGUUCGUCGGCUGGAACAUUACCAACUCCGUCAAGUACAACGGUGGCGUCUCACCUUUUGCCACCCCCAAGUUCGGCCCCCUUGGCGACACUUCCUCAACUUCUCUCUCAACCUCAACCGGUUACAGUGCCGACGUUAAUUUUAUUGUCUGGCCAAUUCAUUCAGAACGUUCAGCAUGCCCAACUUCUUAUACAAACUUCUCAAGGCAUUUCCACACAGACAAUAAUUGCAGCGCCCGUUAAUCAUGUGAAUAAUCAAAUGGUUGACUUUCCCCUCAGUAAUGGACAAGUUGUCUCCACGACAUUGGCGAAUUUACAAUCAAUUGCGCAACCUCAAAAUUUGAUGAAUACACCGACUAGUAAUGUACCAAGUCCAAGUUUGGCGACGAGUUUGGCAUUGAAUCCGGCAGCGCUGCCGCAUCUUCUCGGCAAUAGUACAGCGAGUCAGCAAUUGUUGAUGCCGCAACAAUUGUUGCAAGCUGCUCAGGCCGUUCAAGCCCAAGCUCAGGCUCAAGUUAAGGCACAAGCCGUUCAAGCUCAAGCUCAGGCUGCUCAAGCCGCUCAAGCUGCUCAAGCUGCGUCGCAACCACUCCUCACAACUUCACCUCAACAUGCGCAUCGGCACUCUACUCAUUUGAACCACUACGGGUCGACGGAAAAACACCACAGAGAUAGACAGGAGCAAUCGUCGCCUCUUAACGGUGCCGUGGUAUCCGCUGCUUCCGCCCUCAAUAGACUGGCCAACAACAAUGGCGAAAUAACGAUGACUGUUGUUAAAGCAUCACCAAGCAGUUUGCAUAGUUCCAAGGACGAGGAUGAUGAUCUUCUUAAUGACUCGCCUAAUCAACCAACAAUUAAUGAAGCGACCAGUAACAUUAUUGAUGGUGUUGAUUUGGACGAUAUGAGAGAUUUCGCCAAAAGAUUUAAACAAGAAAGACUCACUUUAGGAUUAACGCAAACACAAGUAGGUCAGGCUCUCAGCGCCACAGAGGGUCCAGCCUACAGUCAGAGUGCAAUAUGCAGCAAUGACAUGACUAAGCCUCCCAGUGCCCUGGUUAAACUUCCCAGUGCCCUGGCUUCUUUUACUCCCGGUGCCCUGGUUACCCUGGCUGCUGAAUUCGAGAAAUGUCGGCAGCAAGCUAUGAGCAAAAGCGGUACCAAUCACCUCAUGGAUUUCAUUGGAGUUGAGCCGAGCAAAAAAAGAAAACGACGCACUUCCUUUACACCCCAAGCUCUAGAAUUGUUAAACGCUCAUUUUGGCAGAAAUACUCAUCCAAAUGGAAACGAGAUCACGACGCUCGCGCAUCAGCUGGGCUACGAAAGGGAAGUAAUAAGGAUUUGGUUCUGCAAUAAGAGGCAAGCUCUAAAGAAUACUGUACGAAUGAUGUCAAAGGGCGUUGUAUAAAUGUAAAUCGAUUUAUAUCUUCCAUAAUAUUACAAAAAUAUAGCGCCAAUAAGCUCCAUUUUUUUUAUUUUGGUGACGACGACUUAUCGACUUUCGUCUCAGCGACAGUGUCGAGGGGUAAGUUCCAUUUUAUUCGAAACUUUUUUUUUAACCCCUUAACAGUCCAUGGCCCAUAUAUGGCCACGAAAAGUCGUGCCACCUUUGCGUCUGUGGCCAUAUAUGGCCAUCUCAAAAAAAAAAUACUAAACAUGAUUUGA